AUGGAGAAGAAUCCGGGCACAGACUCCAAAUCCAGUCCAAAUCAUGGAUUCAAAGAGGCCACCGUGCCUCCGGUGCGUUUCUGGAUCCUCAGCGUCGGAGUCUGUCUUGGGCUCUUCCUCUCCAUUAUAGACACCUCCAUUGUCGCCACCAGUAUCUACAGCAUCGGCGUUGACUUCCAAGACGUCCGCCGCGUCAACUGGGUCGCCUUGGCCUACACGCUUUCCUAUCUUGGCUGCGCUGUGACCUUUGCUCGCGUCUCCGAUGUGGUGGGCAGGCGGAAUGCCUUUGUCGCUGCCUAUAUUAUCUUCUUUGCGUUUUCCUUGGGAUGUGGUUUUGCGCAGAGCAUGGAUCAGCUCAUCGCUUGCCGGACUCUACAGGGGAUAGGUGGCUCUGGCCUUUACUCUCUUCCCAUGAUAAUUUUGCCCGAGCUCUGUCCCGAGCAUCUUCGGCAACAUAUUGGCAGCGUAAUAGGUCUAGUCAUCGCCGGGUCGGGGGCCCUUGGGCCUGUUCUGGGAGGCAUCUUGACGCACUAUGCCACCUGGAGAUGGGUCUUUUGGAUAAAUGGGCCCAUUGGUUUCGUCUCCUUGGUCAUUUUCUUUCUCUCCUGGCCAAAGGCCGAACACCUACCUUCGACGACAAGACAAUCUUGGAAAAAAUUCGACUAUGUCGGCUCCUUUCUUAUCAUUACCGCGGCUGUUCUGGUUGUCUUCUCCUUCCAGAAUGCCGGUGAGUCUCCAGCCACGGCAUGGGGCACCGCCCUCUUCAUCGCGCCCUUGACCGUCGGCCUUAUCCUCUUGCUAGCCCUCCUAGCUUGGGGAUACCUAGCCAGACGUGUCUUUGAGGACCGUGUCGCUCUCACCUUUCCCAUCAGCCUCUUCCGCAACAAAGCAUACGCAUCCGCUGCGCUCUCUACGCUAUUCAUUGGCUAUCCGUAUUUCAUAAUCAACUACGCUUUUCCAAUCAGGGCCCAGGUCGUGGACGACAAAAGCCCGUUGUUGGCUGGUAUCAUGCUGCUGCCCAUGUUGGGCUCCACAGCCGUGGGAAGCAUUCUCGCGGGAGUCGUGAGCAGGACCAAGAACUAUCUUUUCGAGACGAUGCUCGUUGGUGCUUGCCUGAUGACUGUUGGGGUCGGAUUACUUACCAUCGUUCACGACGCCGGCGACGAUGCCAAGGCACUCGGUUUCCUUGUCUUUGCCGGUCUUGGGUUUGGAUUAAACGUCGCGUCUGCCACAAUGCUCACCUCGUUCGAAAUACCCAUCAUAGACUAUGGUAAAGUUUCAUCAAAAUCUUGUCAAAUUUACCACCCCCCACGAACUAAUCAAAAAGCUCCAGCACCUGCGCAGGGAAUUAUAGCACAAUUGAGAAUCCUCGGGGGUAGUCUGGGAAUCUCCACCUCGACCGUUUUCCUAAACACCAAAACCAGUGAACUGCUCUCGGGGGUUCUGACACCACAAGAACAGGCCACACUCGGUCACGGCGGAGCGCCGCUUUCGCCGGAACAGCGCAGUAUAGUGCACCGAGCCUUCUCGGAAGCUUUCCACAAUGACAUGGUGGCUGCAGCGGCGGUAUCAGGGGCGGCUGUCUUGGUAGUCCUAGGCGCAUAUCGUCGUGGGCGGAUGCUUGUGACGGAUCAGAAGAAGGCCCGGGUCCAGGAGGAGAUAGAGCGCAGAUCGGGACAGAUUAAAGCUUCUGAGAGUGUUUCGGCGUUGCGGACAUGA
This is a messenger RNA of Talaromyces rugulosus, 1719 nucleotides long. RefSeq lists its product as uncharacterized. Lineage: Eukaryota; Fungi; Ascomycota; Eurotiomycetes; Eurotiales; Trichocomaceae. Gene Ontology annotation, biological process: transmembrane transport. The record is from RefSeq and is a predicted model, not a curated record. The transcript has 4 exons. The coding region runs from base 1 to 1719 and encodes 572 amino acids. Gene Ontology annotation, molecular function: transmembrane transporter activity.